UUUCUCCCUCUCACUCACUCACUCACCCACCCCUUUUGCUGUCUCAUUAUUCUCUUUGUUCAAACUCCAAACCUUUACCUUCCUUCUCAUCUUCUUCACUCAGAUCAAAUCUGAAACUUCCUUUCACACUAACUCAUCAUUUGCUUCAUGGUAUUCUCUCUACAGGCUGGAAGCUGGGGCUUGAAUUAACCUGCAAUUUAUUCUUGCUUUGUGCUGUAUGUUGUUCACUUCAAAUAGAUUAAGAAUCUAGCUUUUCUUACCAACAAGUCUUCCUGUAUGUAAAUUUCUUUCCUUAAGAAUCUAGCUUUUCUUAUUACGAAAUCGAUCCCUGGCUGCUUCUUUGUUGAACAUUAACCCAAUUUCCGGCCCUUAUAGGCUAUAUAAGCCCCCGUACGAACCUCCUUUUUUGAAACCAUUUUUCAUUUCAAUCCCUUCCUUCCAUAGCCAUGACUGCUGUCUUUAUCCUCAUCGGCGUACUUCUUCAACUCUUCACGGCCACCACUGGCAUUGGAGUGAACUAUGGCAUGACUGCAGACAACCUUCCACCUCCAUCUGUCGUUGCCAAUUUCCUUAAAACCCAAACUAUUUUCGACAGUGUCAAGUUGUUCGACGCUAAUCCUGAUGUCCUUCGAGCUUUUGCAAACACUGGAAUUUCGGUUUCUGUCACGAUUGGCAAUGGGGAUAUUCCUGGUCUUACCAACACUGUUACGGCGCGAAGAUGGGUUGCUGAUCAUAUUAGCCCGUUUCAUCCUCAAACGAAGAUCAAAUACAUAUGCGUUGGUACCGAAGUCUUGUUCUCGAAAAACGAUGUUUGGAUUAAUAACCUUGUGCCGGCUAUGCGGAGUCUUCAUUAUGCCUUGAAUAAAGCUGGAUUUCAAGACAUUAAGGUCACGAGUGCUCAUGCACUUAACAUAUUCCGACGGGAUACGAUACCAAGUUUGAUGCGGUUCAUGGUCGGAUAUGAUCAAAGUUUCUUUGCACCCUUACUCCAAUUCCAUCAACGGACCAAAUCACCUUUCAUGGUCAACCCCUAUCCUUACUUUAGCCCGGACAUAACGAGAAGAUUGAAUUAUGCACUUUUCAAGCCAAACAGUGGAAUCUAUGACAAAUAUACUAAGAAAAAUUACACCAAUAUGUUUGAUUCUAUCUUGGACUCGACUUAUACUGCCAUGAAAGCCCUUGGCUAUGGAAAUGUGGAGAUUGCCAUUGGUGAGACUGGUUGGCCGACACAAGGUGAUGCCACCAGCCCUUUCGCCACCAUGGAAAAUGCAAUUUCUUACAAUGGGCAUGUGAUCAAGGAAAUUGUUUCGGGCAAAGGAACACCUUUGAUGCCGAACCGCACUUUCGAGACAUAUAUGUUUGCAUUGUUUAACGAGAAUCAAAAACCAGGUCCAUUGGUUGAGAAAUACUGGGGAAUGUUUAAUCCCGACUUGACCCCUAUUUAUGAUGUCGGGCUUCUACGAAGAGGGCAGUCGGCACCAACACCAGCAACUCCAGCACCAUCAUCCAGCAAGAAUUUCUGUGUUCCGAAAGUCGAUGUUAGCAACACUCAGCUGCAAUCGAACCUGGAUUAUGCAUGCGGUCAAGAAGGCAUUGAUUGCACACCGAUUCAGCCCGGAGGAGCAUGCUAUGAACCCAACACUCUCCGGGCUCAUGCUGCCUUCGCGAUGAAUACUUACUAUCGAACCAAAGGUGAGAGCUAUUUCAGCUGCGAUUUCGCCGGCACCGGUCAAAUCACCACCGUCGAUCCAAGUUAUCCUAACUGCCGUUUCGUCUGAAAAUUCCGAAGCGAAGAAUGUGUGUAAAGAUGGUUGAUUGUAUUACUAUUUAUCAGCAGAAUGUUUCAAACUUUCAUUUUAUAUGGAUUGGUCCAACCUCUGCCCUCGUUUAAACUCUGUGACUAUGCAAAUGCCUUGAUUGUUAGUAAAUUAAAUAUUUGAAUGAAAUGUUUUCUUAUACUAAAAUAA
Gossypium raimondii (Peruvian cotton) is the source of this 1967-nucleotide messenger RNA. Its product is annotated as glucan endo-1,3-beta-glucosidase. The coding region runs from base 447 to 1778 and encodes 443 amino acids. Gene Ontology annotation, cellular component: plasma membrane. Lineage: Eukaryota; Viridiplantae; Streptophyta; Magnoliopsida; Malvales; Malvaceae. The transcript is spliced from 5 exons. Gene Ontology annotation, molecular function: hydrolase activity, hydrolyzing O-glycosyl compounds. The record is from RefSeq and is a predicted model, not a curated record. Gene Ontology annotation, biological process: carbohydrate metabolic process.